CAAUAAUGGCGGACGUUAAGCAGACGGAUCAGUGAUGUUUGUAUUGAAUUAACAGCAGUUUGACAUCUAAUGAAACCCAUGGAAUUGGCAAAGUCAGUAUUUGGUUCAAGAAAUCCAGACGGUUAUAGCAGCAAAGCUACAACAGUUGAGACAUUGUCUGAAGAUGAGGACGAUUUGGUGGCUGGUCAUGGAGAGAAUAUUGCUGUCUCCUCCAGUCAGUACAAUACAACAUCAGACUUUGUGCCUACUCCCGGGGGGCCAUUUUCAGCACUGACUCCUUCAAUGUGGCCUGAGGACAUUCUUGCUAAGUUAGGAAAUCCACCAGAAGAUCCAAAUGGUCAACUUGAUUACAGAUAUGAUGAAUUUGGUUUUAAAGUAGAGGAAGAGGAUGGACCUGAAGAGAAUUCUAGUAAACUCUUAAGCACCCCUUUUGUGGAGGACCCUCAGCAUCGGUUGAAGUGGACAGCUUACCUAGAAUUCACACACAACAAUGAAGUGGGAGAUCUGACUUGGGAUAAGGUUGAACCAAGGCUCCCGAGAUCUGAGAAAUUACGGGGCAUGGUGAAGCAGGGAAUUCCUCAUUCUCUUCGGCCACAUAUCUGGAUGAGACUAUCUGGUGGGAUGGAGAAAAAAAUCAAAUCUGAUCUUACAUACAAAGACAUUGUCAAAGCCAGCUCAAAUGAUUUACUAAUGACAUCUAAACAAAUUGAAAAGGACCUAUUGAGAACAAUGCCAAGCAAUGCUUGUUUCUGUAAUAUCCACGGGACUGGUGUUCCAAGACUUAGACGGAUACUUAGGGGUCUGGCCUGGCUAUAUCCAGACAUUGGCUACUGUCAGGGGACUGGAGUAAUAGCUGGAUCAUUGUUGCUAUUUAUGGAAGAGGAAGACACAUUCUGGAUGAUGUGUGCCAUCAUUGAGGACCUGCUGCCUGCCUCAUACUACUCCAGUACAUUGAUUGGUAUUCAGGCAGACCAGAGGGUGAUGCGACAUUUGAUUAUUAGCUACUUACCUGACAUAGAUCUGGUUCUGAAGGAACACGAUAUUGAGCUCUCCCUCAUCAGCCUGCACUGGUUUCUCACUCUGUUUGCCAGUGUCGUUCAUAUGAAGGUGCUCUUAAGGAUCUGGGAUUUAUUUUUCUAUGAGGGCUCCACUGUUCUAUUCCAAAUCACUAUGGGCAUGCUCAAAAUGAAGGAGGAUGAGUUGCGUACCCUGGAUAACUCUGCACAGAUUUUUAACUCCCUGUCUGAUGUUCCUGGUGAUGUACAGGAUGUAGAGGAACUCAUUGAGGUUUCAUACCGGGUGGCUGGUUCACUAACAGACAUGGUGAUAGAAUCUCAAAGAAGGAAACAUUUGGCCUACCUAAUGGCUGAUCAAGGUGCAAUAGUCAAUCCUGAUUCUGCAAAAAACCUGCCAAAACAACAAUUAAACAAAAGGCAUUUGAAAAGGUCUCGCUCCCUUGUUUCAACAUUACUUUGGGGCGAAACUGAAGAUGAUGGUUUCGGUAAAGCUAAAAAUGUUCGCCAAACUGAGAUUCUGGUUGACUUAAGAGAGGCAAUAUUGAAAAUAGCUCGUCAUUUUCAAUCACUGGAUCCAAAGAAUAAUAAAGUGGUAUUGACAGCAGAUUAUGCCAUGGAAAGUCAUGCUAAAGAUCUAGAAAACUAUGUCAAUGUAGCAAGGAACAAAAGAAGAAGGGCCAAGGCAUUGCUGGACUUUGAACGUCAUGAUGAUGAUGAACUUGGCUUCAGGAAAAAUGACAUCAUCACAAUAAUAUCUCAGAAGGAUGAACAUUGUUGGGUUGGAGAGCUAAAUGGAUUAAGGGGCUGGUUUCCUGCUAAGUUUGUGGAGUUACUGGAUGAGAGGAGUAAACAUUACAGCUCGGCAGGAGAUGACAGCGUUACAGAGACCAUCACAGAUCUAGUCAGGGGAACACUGUGCCCUGCAUUGAAAGCUGUGUUUGAGCAUGGAUUAAAGAGGUCAUCUAUUCUGGGUUCUGUGUGCCAUCCUUGGCUUUUUUUAGAGGAGGCAGCAACAAAAGAAGUAGAGAAGGACUUCCAGUCAGUGUAUUCCAGAUUGGUGUUGUGCAAAACAUACAGACUUGAUGAAGAUGGCAAAGUACUAACUCCAGAAGAGAUUCUCUACAGGGCAGUCCAUGCAGUGAAUGUGUCGCACGAUGCCUGCCAUGCCCAGAUGGAUGUGAAGUUUAGAUCACUUAUUUGUUGUGGCCUUAAUGAGCAGGUGCUACAUCUCUGGCUGGAGACUCUGUGUUCCUGUAUGGAUGCUGUGGAGAAGUGGUAUCAUCCCUGGUCAUUCAUGAGGAGUCCAGGCUGGGUACAAAUCAAAUGUGAACUAAGGCUUUUGGCACAGUUUGCAUUUAAUCUGUCCGUGGAUUGGGAAUUACCUGUCAGGAAAAAGAAAGCUCCUACAUACUCAAUCACAAAAUCUGUCCAGGACAUCCUUAUCAAGCAUCACUUGUUUAGUUGGGAAAUAUAAACUCAAAUUUACUUACUGUAAAAUGUGCAAUAUAGAGACCAUUUCAGGCAUAUCUACCUGUUUGAUUUAUAGGAAUAUGCUGGGCAUUUAUCACAUUGCACAGGUACAUGUAAGUGAAAAUUAACUGAUGAUCAUGAGAUUUUAGAUUCUGAAGCUACUCUCCAUUACCAAUGGCAUUGCAGCAUUUUCUUGACUUCUGAUACACGUAUACUGUACUAAAGUCAAAUUAACAAAGUAUUUUAAUGUAGUUUAAUUCAUUUAAUGUUAUAACAGAUGCAUUAUUUAUACAACAUGAUCUUUUAUUCACUGAAUAUUUCAAUGCAGGAUUUCUCCAUUCUUAUAUGAUAAAUUUGAAUAGAGCGAGAAUUUAUUUUGGAAAAAAAUAAAGAAAAUUAAACAAGUAAAUGAUUUGGUAAAGGAAACAUAAUAUUUACAAUACAAAUCAUGAUGCUUUCAACAGAGUAUUGUGUGAGUUAGCUUUCAACUUGUCUGUGGAUGGAGAAAUACUAAAGUCAGGCACGUUACAUAAAAGUCCAGGUCAAAUAUGGUGUUAUGAGAUAUGCUUAUUAAGCAUCAGCUGUUUAGCUGGGAGAUAAAAUACAUGUCAUCUGUAGAUACUGGUUAAGGCACUAACUGAUAUAUUAUCAUUAUACAUGUCAUAUUGAUAGAGGGUAUAAAGCAUAGAUAAGGCAAAAAUUCAUGUAGAGAAAUUUCUAUUCAACAGCAUUUCAAAUUUGUCAAUCUCACUUUCAAAAAAAAUUUCACACUUCAUGUAAGAUGUACUUAAUGUAGGAAGUAUGUAGCCCUGUGAUUACAAUCCAAAGUUUAUCAUUUGAUGACUACACUCAACCUUUUAGUUUUUUUUUUUCUUUGCUCAAUGUUUCUUUGGGUUAUUCAUGUUGUCAAAAAUUAAUGACUAUUAUUUCAUAGUAUAGACAUUAAAUGUCAAACCAAUUUUUGAUAUUCAAGAUUUGAAUCAAGAAAUCCUUUGAGGAAUGUUGAAUGUUGUGAUAUUAUCCUUUUGUUUUUUUGAAUGAAACAUUUUUUCCUUGUUAUUUCUGUGCUGUAAUGAAAUCCUUUCUUGUUGUAACAUUUUCUAUUUGUUGUGAAAUCCAGUCUUUGAUAUUUAAAAGAUUUUAUUUAUAUUAAGUUCUCUUUAUUUUAUACACUGUUGAGUUCUGCCAA
Saccostrea echinata is the source of this 3675-nucleotide messenger RNA. Its product is annotated as small G protein signaling modulator 3-like. NCBI's taxonomy places the organism in Eukaryota, Metazoa, Mollusca, Bivalvia, Ostreida, Ostreidae. The record is from RefSeq and is a predicted model, not a curated record. The transcript has 20 exons. Bases 70 to 2490 code for a protein of 806 amino acids. Gene Ontology annotation, molecular function: protein binding.